Micropterus dolomieu (smallmouth bass) is the source of this 3605-nucleotide messenger RNA. RefSeq names its product E3 ubiquitin-protein ligase UBR2-like. Gene Ontology annotation, molecular function: ubiquitin protein ligase activity; zinc ion binding. The transcript is spliced from 22 exons. NCBI's taxonomy places the organism in Eukaryota, Metazoa, Chordata, Actinopteri, Centrarchiformes, Centrarchidae. The record is from RefSeq and is a predicted model, not a curated record. Bases 1 to 2577 code for a protein of 858 amino acids. Gene Ontology annotation, biological process: ubiquitin-dependent protein catabolic process via the N-end rule pathway. Gene Ontology annotation, cellular component: cytoplasm; ubiquitin ligase complex.
AUGGCUGCGAUCCGCUCCGACAGCUGCGACGCAGAUGGACUCAGUGAGUCCGGGGUCGAGGAGUGUGCAGCCGACCCCACCUGUGUCCUCUGCAUGCAGUGUUUCCUGGGCAGCGUUCAUAAAGAGCAUCGAUACAGGAUGACCACGUCAGGAGGGGGAGGUUUCUGUGACUGUGGAGACGCUGAGGCCUGGAAGAAGGGUCCUUACUGCCAGAAACACACCCCUGCAGCCAACAACAGGGACGCAGAGGAGGAUCCUGUAGCUCAGCUCCCAGCUGACAUGGUUGCCCGUGGUUACAGCAUCUUCUCCAUCAUCCUGAAGUACGCUGUGGACAUGCUGACCUGGGACCAGGAGGACCAGCUACCUGCAGGACUGGAGCCCCCGGAGAGGGCAGACACCUACUACUGCAUGCUGUUUAACGAUGAGGUCCACACCUACGAGCAGGUGAUCUACACUCUGCAGAAAGCCGUCAACUGCAGCCAGAAAGAAGCCGUCAGCUUCGCCACCACCGUGGACAGAGACGGCAGGAAGUCAGUUCGAUACGGAGAUUUCCAGUUCUGUGAACAGGCCAAGUCAGUUAUAGUGAGGAACACCAGCCGUCAGUCGAAGCCUCUCAGGGUUGAGGUGAUGCACUCGUCCGUUGUUGCUCAUCAGUGUUUCGCUCUGAGGGCUCUCAGCUGGUUGGGACAGGUCAUUCAGUACUCUGACGGUCUGAGGAGGAUCCUGUGUCAGGUCGGCCUGCAGAGAGGUCCUGAGGGAGAGAACUCCUCGCUGGUCGAUCAGCUGAUGCUCAACGACUCCAAGAUGUGGAAAGGAGCGAGGAACAUCUACCACCAGCUGCUAAUGAACAGCCUCCUCAUGGACCUCAAGUACAAGAAGAUCUUUGCCAUCCAGUUUGCCAAGAACUACAGACGCCUCCAGACAGAUUUUAUGGAGGACGACCAUGAGCGAGUGGUGUCAGUGACCUCGCUGUCUGUUCAGCUCUUCACUGUCCCGACCAUGAGUUAUGAGCGCUUGCAGUGUGACUACGUGAGAGACGACCAUGACCGUGAGUUCUCCAUCACUGACCUGUCAGUACAAAUAUUCACCGUCCCGUCGCUGGCCCGGAUGCUGAUGGUGGAGGAGAACCUGAUGACGACCAUCAUCAGGACCUUUGUGGAUCACCUCCGCCACAGAGACCUGCAGGGACGCUUCCAGUUCGACCGCUACACCGCCCAGCAGGCCUUCAAGUUUGGACGAGUCCAGAGCCUCAUCGGAGACCUCAAGUACGUCCUGAUCAGUCAUCCCUCUGAGUGGAGCGAUCAGCUCAGACAGAAGUUUCUAGAAGGUUUGGACGCUUUUCUGGAGCUGCUCAAGUGUAUGCAGGGCAUGGACCCGGUGGUGAGACAGGUGGGGCAGCACAUAGAGAUGGAGCCUGAGUGGGAGGCAGCGUUCACUCUGCAGAUGAAACUGACUCACAUCAUCUCCAUGAUCCAGGAGUGGUGCUCCACUGAUGAGCACGUGCUGAUUGAGGCCUACAGGAAGUGUCUGAGCGCGCUCAGUCACUGUCACAGCGGCCUUCCAGACGGCGAGCAGCCACUCAGCUUGAGUCUGGCCGGCCACUGCGUGGAGACGUUCAGGUACCAGGUGUCCCAGGACAAAGUGUCCAUCCACCUGCCGGUCUGCAGACUGCUGGCAGGUCUCCACGUUCUCCUCAGCAGGACCGAAGUCACCUCUCGCUUCCCUGAACAGCUUCCUCUGGGGGAACUCAGCCCCCCCCUCCUGAUCGAACUCCCCCUCCGCUGCCUGGUGCUCUGUGCCCAGGUGCAUGCUGGGAUGUGGAGGAGGAACGGCUUCUCCCUCAUUAACCAGAUUUAUUAUUAUCACAACGUGAAGUGCAGAGUGGAGAUGUUCGACAAAGACAUCGUCAUGCUGCAGGCUGGUGCGUCCAUGAUGGAUCCGAACCACUUCCUGAUGAUCGUCCUGAGUCGAUUUGAACUGUUUCACAUAUUCAGCUCUGCAGACUGCAGGAAGAGAUACAGAGAGGCUAACAAGCACACCAAAGGCAUGCGUCUUAUUCACUGCACCAUCACCACCCGCUUUACUUGUAUGUUUUACCUGUGCGUUACCUGUGGGCUAUAUCUGUGUUUUACCUGCGUGUUACCCCUGUGUUACCUGUGCAGGUGUCCGCGGUCAGGAGGAGACAAGUCUCGGGCUCCCACCCUGUGUCUGGUCUGUGGCUCUAUGUUGUGUUCUCAGAGUUACUGCUGUCAGACGGAGGUGGACGGAGAGGACGUAGGAGCCUGCACCGCCCACACCUUCACCUGUGGAGCCGGCCUAGGCCUCUUCCUCAGGGUCAGAGAGAGCCAGGUGUUGUUUGUUGCAGGUAAAACAAAGGGCUGUUUCUAUCCUCCUCCGUACCUGGACGACUACGGAGAGACGGACCAGGGCCUCAAGCGGGGGAACCCCCUCCAUCUGUGUUCUGAGCGUUACAGGAAGAUCGAGCGUCUGUGGCGUCAGCACGGCGUCGCUGAGGUCAUCGGCCACGCUCAGGAGGCCAAUCAGACGCUGGUCGCCAUCGACUGGCAGCACCUGUGAUGUUUGGCUCCGCCCUCUCCGCGCUCAGACAGACGGCCCUGCUUUCGGCUGUCUGUAUUUGCCCCUCCCCUUUUUAACAACGACUCCCUCCUCUCAGCCAAUCAGCUUCCUGCGGUCCCGCGCUGAACUCAGACCAGCUUUCAGGGAUUUCUUCAGGACGUUUGGUUUCUGCUUCAGGGUGGCGCCUGACCUUUGACCUCUGACCAAUCAGAGAGAGGCAAUAAAACUCCAUCCUCCACUCCUGCUCGCAGACAAGAAGUCAGAAACCUUUGUUUUUUCAGUUUCUUCAGAUUUGUGCUUUAGUUUGAGGAGAUUUCUGCAGGAACACGACAGGAAGUGACCAGUGUGAAGCCCCGCCCACCUGGACAGGUCGCCUCACGCUGGUUUAUCUUUAAUUUAUAAUGCAUUUAACUUCGGUUUGCUCGGCAUGAUGGAAAAAAGAGCCUGUUCACCAGGAGUGUGAGCAGGUAUGAAAUGAGAAGAUCAGAGAACUUGACCACGACUCCCAGGGUGCUGAAUAGGCUGAAUAAAACACCCAGCCGCUGAGGCUCAUGGGUAUUGUUGUGAUUGGAGACAGAACAUACACCUGUUUGGCAGUGACAUCAGCCAGGUGAGUCUCUUAUUGUGAAAUCUUCUUCCUGUCUCGGUUUAAUCUCCUGCCGUCGCCAUGACAACAGCUCGUCAUGGAGGAUCGAUGAGGGGGAUCAGUAAUAAUCAUCGUUGUGUCUUAUUAGAACAUAUCAGAGCACGUAUUGAUCAGCGUUUAACCUUUAAAGGGAGCUGUGUGAUGUCACUUCCUGUUACACUGCGUUGAGUUGUGGUUGUUUUUUAUGAGACGAGCAGAAACAUUAUUUAUUUAUUUAUUAGUUUUCUUUAACAGCUGAGCGGUCUCCUUCAGUCUUUGUUUUCUCGGGCGCUGUCAGCACGCCGCCGCCUGACCUGCGUCUCACUGUUAAUAUGUGAAUUCUUGUAUAAACCAGGAAAUGUACAAUAUUGUAUAAGAAUAACCAAUAAAAACUCUAAAAGCA